Messenger RNA from Solanum tuberosum (potato), 1910 nucleotides. Its product is annotated as B3 domain-containing protein REM14-like. Bases 127 to 1611 code for a protein of 494 amino acids. Gene Ontology annotation, molecular function: DNA binding. The record is from RefSeq and is a predicted model, not a curated record. NCBI's taxonomy places the organism in Eukaryota, Viridiplantae, Streptophyta, Magnoliopsida, Solanales, Solanaceae. The transcript is spliced from 10 exons.
GUGACAGAAUAUGCAGAGUAUCUUCAACAAGAAACAGGAUGCAAUAAUGUUGAAGAGAUAUCCAAGAAUUUUGAAUUCAAAGGACUAAGUUUUUCUUCUAGACCAAUAAGUCAUCUAGUGACUGCGAUGAAAAUCGCUUCAAAGAAACCUCAAUUUUUCAAACCGAUUCAGCCAGGUUUCAAGCAUGGUUUUAAAAUUCCUAUAGGUUUCUUGAAGUAUCUGGAGGGACUGAACCAUAUUAAACAUGCAAUACUAAAAAGGACGGGGAAAAAGUGGCUGGUGAAGGUGAACGACUGGCGAUUAGAAGAGGGUUGGGAAAAGUUUGCAGAGGAGCAUGAUUUGCAAUUGGGAGAUUUUUUGAUCUUCAAACAUGAAGGAUAUAUGGAAUUUGAAGUUUCCAUCUUUGAUUCAAGUCACUGUGAUAGAGAAUACGCAGAGUAUUUGCAGGAAGGAGGCAAUAAUGCCGAAGAGACUUUCAAGAAAGUUGAAUUCAAAGAAUCUGCUACUCACAACUCUAGGGAUCAAUCUCAUUUUCAGUGCAUUGUCAGACCAAAUUACAUUUCAAAUGGUUACUUGAAAAUUCCCAUAGGUUUCUUGAAGUAUCUGGAGGGACUGAACCAUAUUAAACAUGCAAUACUGAAAAGGAUGGGGAAAAAGUGGCUGGUGAAGGUGAACGGCUGGCGAUUAGAAGAGGGUUGGGAAAAGUUUGCAGAGGAGCAUGAUUUGCAAUUGGGAGAUUUUUUGGUCUUCAAACAUGAAGGAGAUAUGGAAUUUGAAGUUUCCAUCUUUGAUUCGAGUCAUUGUGAUAGGGAAUACACAGAGUAUCUGCAGGAAGGAGGCGAUAAUGCUGAAGAGACUUUCAAGAAAGUGGAAUUCAAAGAAGCUGCUACUCACAACUCUAGGGGUCAAUCUCAUUUUCAGUGCAUUGUCAGACCAAAUUACAUUUCAAAUGGUUACUUGCGCCUUCCUAAACAUUUUGCAAUCGUGAACGGCCUUACCAACAAGAAAUGUGGUCUGAUUGUCAGAGAUGAAAGACAAAGAUCAUGGAAUUUAAGGCUUGUUGCCUAUGAUUCAUGUGUCCGUGUAUAUGGUGAAUGGAGUAUCUUCUGCGUUGUGAAUAACUUAAUGGAGGGAGAUUAUAUGACAUUUGAGGUUGUUGCUAAUGGAGAAAACCCUAUAUGGAAAUUUCACCCAAUAACACGUCUUAGGCAUAAGAAAUCAGACGUGACUACUCCAAUAUCGCAAACACCAGCUUCAACAUCUGCUGAUGCCAACCCACAUUUCAUAUCCACUAUCAAACCUUACACCUUCACAAAAGCUCUUUUGUAUCUUCCCAUGGAUUUUGUAAAAUCAAAUGGCUUGAUGAUUAGAAGUGAGAUGAUUCUUAUCGACGAAAAGCAGAGAUCAUGGUCAGUGUGGCUAGGGCGAACGGGACAUCAAUUUGGAAUUAAAAGGGGAUGGACACAGUUCAGAAAUGCAAAUGGUAUUCAAGUAGGAGAUACUUACAAGUUUGAACUCAUCAACAAUGGCACAAUACCUAUAGCUCAUGUAAAUAUUCUAGGAGUUAAGGAUGCGAAUCGCCAAGCAUCACAGAAGCCAUUGACAGGAUAAUAUGAAGCAGUUGGUGAUGGCCAAGGAAACUUGCACUGAAGCAAGUUGAUGUUGUUCCUUAUCAGAGGAAAGAGAAGAAUUAGUUUGGAAUAAAUAGAAAAGAACUUAAAGAGUUAGGAAGAAGGCAAGCAUUUUUCAUCGCGCAGCUUGGAUUUGGAUUUCGAUUAUCUGAUUGAUUGAUAAAUUUUUGGAAGCUAUUCCAAUAUUGGUAAAUUUUGUUUUGUUUUGGGAGGAAAUGAUUCUUGUUUUAGUCAUCUGUUGUAGUAUGUUGUUUAUUAGUUAUUGCACUAUUCUGUUGU